This is a messenger RNA of Chanos chanos (milkfish), 2286 nucleotides long. RefSeq names its product centrosomal protein 97 (gene cep97). Gene Ontology annotation, cellular component: centrosome. The coding region runs from base 1 to 2286 and encodes 761 amino acids. Gene Ontology annotation, molecular function: protein binding. Gene Ontology annotation, biological process: negative regulation of cilium assembly. NCBI's taxonomy places the organism in Eukaryota, Metazoa, Chordata, Actinopteri, Gonorynchiformes, Chanidae. The record is from RefSeq and is a predicted model, not a curated record. The transcript is spliced from 12 exons.
AUGGCGGCGACAGAAAAAGGUAUCAAACCUGAUUCCACUAUGCAGAUGUCAAGUUAUGAUGGUCCGGUGGUUGAUCUGUCGAAUCGGGGUCUUCAUAAACUGGAUGCAAAUUUCUCGUGCGCCGCCGACACUCACACUCUCAUCCUCGACCAGAACCACAUCAUUAAACUUGAACAUCUCGAGAAAAAUGCAGCACUUCAGCAGUUGUCCGUUGCCUGUAACCGACUUGUACGCAUGAUGGGCGUGUCCAGGCUCACAAACCUGAAGGUUUUGAACCUCCCUAACAAUAGCAUUGGCUACAUUGAGGGACUUAAGGAGCUGACACAUCUUGAAUGGCUGAACCUAGCUGGCAAUAACAUAAAGGUCAUUGACCAGCUGAACAGCUGUAUAGCCCUCCAACAUUUGGACCUAUCUGACAACAAUAUUUCUCACAUGGGUGAUCUCACAAAACUCUCUACUUUAAAGACACUCCUUCUCCAUGGCAACAUCAUCACAACCCUGCGUACCGUCCCCGCACACCUCCCACCAAACCUCACUGUCCUUUCUCUUGCGGAAAACGAGAUCAGGGAUCUCAAUGAGGUGUCCUACCUUGCGCCUCUCCAUGACCUUGAGCAGUUGUCCAUUAUGAAUAACCCUUGUGUCAUGGCGACACCCUCCCUGCCUGGGUGUGAUUACCGUCCAUAUGUAGUCAGCUGGUGUCUGAACCUGAAGGUGCUCGAUGGAUACGUGGUGUCACAGAAAGAGGGAUUGAAAGCAGAGUGGCUUUACAGCCAAGGCAAAGGUCGCACAUAUCGUCCAGGCCAACAUGUGCAGUUGGUCCAGUACCUUGCUACUGUGUGCCCUCUGACCGCUACAUCUGCUCUGCAGUCUGCUGAGGAUGCUAAGCUUGAGAGGAUUCUCAGCAAACAGAGGCAGCACCAGAGACAACUUCUCCAAACAAGCCACAGAAGCUCUCUGAGCCCAUCUCGUCCCACUCAGCUGGAUGUGGAGCAGAACUGGCACAAUUCACCCAGAAAUGGAGUCACACAACCUGAGCCUUCUAACCUCAGCCCACAGACAGGUCCAGAGCCAGUUCUCCAGGUGAAUUCCUGGCUAGGCUCCUCCUUGGGCUCUGUCCCUGCCCUGCACGCUCCCCUCUCUAGAGAGGAGCCGCUGAUCUUGGAAGAUGUGCAAACGGACGAGGAGAAGCUCCACGGCAGCCUUCUGUCUUCCGAAUCAGCUUUUUUGCCCGUGAGCUCUGAUGUCCAAUCUCCUUCAUGUUCUGACAGUGAAGAGGAGGACGUGGAUGAGCCUGAUUCGUUGGCCCCCGAGGGACCCGCCCGUUCCCGACCCCAAACAGCGCCCGGAAGAGACGCAGCAUCGCACACUCUCAUUUGCCCUCCCCCUGGUCAAUCCCCGAAUGGGGACAAACGCGCCCAGACAGAUGGAAGCAAGCUUUCCAAGAUCAAUGCAGACCAAAAUCUGCCACUAGAUACACAUCUCGCGUCGAGGAGCGGACAAGGCAUUUCGGAGGUGGAGAGCGAGGUGAGAGGGGAACAGAGGGUGGCACAAUGCCGACCCCACGAGGCAGCGGUGAGGAUCCAGGCAUGGUGGCGGGGUCACUGGACGCGGCACCAUCACCCCCAGGCCAAGGAGGUGCGCUCUGAGAUCCGCCUGCGCAGGAUGCAGGAACACAUCGUUUUCCUGACUGCAGAGCUUGACAGGGUGCGUAAACAACAAGAGGAGGAUAGGCUACAAAGACUGGUGCAGGAGGAAGCCGUCAAGUUCCUUUGGAAACAGUUCCAGGCCAUGGUGGAGUGGCAGGGCACAGUUAAGGACCAGCUGAGUUCUUUGUCCCCUGUGCCCAACUCCACUGUAGGUGCCUCCUUCCCUGCUGCACCUGUGUCUGCCACUGAGGACACCAUACCCCCGAUACGCAGUGAGCUCUCCCUGCCUGAGUCUGGCUUCCAUUCUCCUGGAGAGAGACAGGGGUUGCAGGAGGACAGCCUGAGUAGCACAGCCACAGCCGGAUCGCCCGAAACAGUGCGGUCGCUAGGGAUGACGGUCCUGUCGCCGGGUGCAGCAGGCGACAGCCAAGAUGCCAGCCUGCUGGAGCAGUAUUUGUCCUCUGUACAGCGACAGGACGAGGAGGAGGAAGAUGAGGAAGAAGGGGCUGGGGAUAGAACAGGAGCAAAACUGCGGCCACCCUCGUUGUCGCCGCUCAAAAACUCAGAUUCUUCCUCUGUUGUUGUAGAGAAGAUGGAGGAAGCUGGGAAACAGUGCCCCCUUCUGGAGAGUAAAGUUUAA